This is a messenger RNA of Lates calcarifer (barramundi perch), 3246 nucleotides long. RefSeq lists its product as uncharacterized. NCBI's taxonomy places the organism in Eukaryota, Metazoa, Chordata, Actinopteri, Centropomidae. The record is from RefSeq and is a predicted model, not a curated record. The transcript is spliced from 7 exons. The coding region runs from base 235 to 1362 and encodes 375 amino acids. Gene Ontology annotation, molecular function: cell-cell adhesion mediator activity.
AAGUUUGGAGCAACCACCGGCUGGUGUUCAUUGUGCUGGUGGUGCGCAGAACAGAAAACACUCGAAUGAGUAAAAAUAGCUCUCGCCCGUGCUGGAGUGAUGUUUCAGAAAACCGCUGGAUCGUAAGGAUGGGCAACAUGUUACAGAGGUAGAACAUCUCCAACUGCUGGCUUUUAACUUUUGCGUUGGGACACAACUAGAGUACCGCUCAUCCAUCUCCCUGUUAAAUGAGCAAUGAAGAAGAUGAUGAUUGAUGAUUCCCGUAGGAAAGGUCUGCAGGUGUGUUUACUCCUGCUGCUAGUGGAAAGACUACAGGGCAGGGUAACAGCACCAGAGCGCCAGGAAGCUCCAGUAGAGAAGCCCUUCACUCUGACCUGCAGUGUUUCGAGGGAACGAAGUGAAUCCCUGAGACAGGUGCGUUGGCUGGAUGUCCAGAACCAGACCCUGUUGAGCUACCAACCGGGCAACAGAGACAGCGUGAGUGGACAGCAGCACGUGGAGCUUGCCACCUCCCCAAAGGACACCUCAGCCAUCACCAUCCGCAGGGUGGGCUUCCGUGAUGAGGGCUGCUACACCUGCAUCUUUGACAUGCAUCCAUCUGGUUCAAAGAUGGGACAGACCUGCCUCACUGUUACCUCUCAAGUGACCAUUGACAGCAACAAGACCGCAGUGAGCGGCAAGAAGGUGGCCCUCUCCUGCUCCUACGGUUUGCCCGAAAAGGUGCAGGAGAUCAUAUGGAGAUACACCCCUGCACAAGGAGAGUCCACAGAGGUGGCUUCCUUUGCAAAGCGGAGUGACCCCAUGAUUGAGCCAUCAUACCAGGGAAGGGUCUGGCUCAGUGCCUCCCUGUCUGAUAGCAAGCUCACCAUCCAGCCCGUCGCUAUCCAGGACGAAGGCUGCUACACCUGCCUGUACAACACACAUCCUGACGGGCCAAAGAGUUCCACGGUCUGCCUCUCCACAUACGUGCUGCCCAAACCCCAGGUGAGCUACAAGACCACCUCUUCAGGUGUGAUCGAGGCCAACUGCACCUCUGUGUCGCGUCCCCCAGCAGAGAUUGUGUGGAACGUGGAGAGAGAUAACCGCACCAUGGGCCCACCUGUGACCACACAGCUCCCACAGGGUGAUGGGACCACUCUGGUCAUCAGUACGCUGACCGUCCAGUCAGGGCUGCUGAAAGAUGUGUCUGUCAAAUGUUUGGUGCACCACAAAGGGCUUGAGUCACCAAUUGCUGUAUCCAUGAACACUAAAAUUGGGACGGCUCUCACCAUCCUGAUCUCAGUCACCACAGUAGCAGCUCUAUUGGUCAUGUCCCUCUGCUUCUGCCUUUGGAAGUGUUUUUUGCGCAAAGAAGUGGAUUAAUUUUCACAACAGACCAGAGCCUGAAUGGAAGAGGCAGUGCUUCUCAGAGCCAACCUUGCAGAACUGAUUCCUUGCAUCAUCAUCAUCAUCUUGGUACAAAUUGAAGAUGAUCUGACGCACCUCUACGGGGGUGUAGAAUACAAUCCUAUUUAUGAGCACCAACCAUAGGACAUUCACCUCUGCUCUUCCGUCUCUUCAUCUGACUCUUAUAUAAUCUAAAUAUAUAAUCUGUCAGGAUGUCUUUUUAUUUCUCCUCUGGCUCUGUAAGCGAUCAACUCGAUAGCUACACAUUCCACAGCAAACAGCCAAGUCAGUAGAGUCAGCAGUGUCACUAUAUGGCAAACAGUACAGUGAUUUUGCUGUUACAAUGUAUUUUAUGUCCUUUGUUUGUCUCUGCCUUUAAGUCUGGUGAUAUUUUAUAUUUUUCUUAUUUAACAAAUCCCAUGAAAUGACAAAAAAACACAUCAAUGAGCCAAAUGAUGCACCAGUGACAUGAACGUGGGCACUGUAGUUAUUUUAAAUUGAUCCUAUCGACACAACUCUGCCUCCACUAGUACACCAAAGGUGUAUUAAUCUGUGGCUAAAAAUAGUUGUCAACAAAUGCACUAUUUACUACUGUUUGAGUAACAUUUGCUAUAAACUACACUGCACGGCUGUAUUAGGAGAUUACUUGGCUUUUUUAAAUCUUGAAACCAUACAUUCAUAUCUUAUUUUGAAAGAUUCAUGUCUUAGUCUAGGCUAGUUCCCAAGCCCAACCAGUACUGUAGAGAUGGACUAAUGCUUUAACAUUUUUGCCAUAUUCAUGGAAUUUUUUUACAUUAGGAAAAAUAUACAAUAUUGCCUUAUCCUUAAAAUAACACAGCUAAUCGGCAGUAUGAGCUUCCCUUUAAGGUUUUUCUUCUUGUACCUCAGUCGAUGGCCUCCAUCACCUCUGUGAUUUGUGAAAGCUGGGUGGGGUCAUGGGCAGUCUUCUCAAGAUAAACUAAAAAGGCUGUUUGUUUAAUAUAUAUUGCAAAUUUUCCAACACGUUUCAAAGUCUGCUCAUGUGUGUUGUGAGAGAGAGAGAGAGAGAGAGAGUGUGUUAUCGUGUGUGUGUGUGUGUGUGUGUGUGUGUGUGUGUAGAGGUUAAAUUUCAUGGACAGAUAGCUUGAAUCAAUUCCCUGAGGAGGCAGCACUGAAACCUUUUUGGUGCCUCUGAAAGGAAUGUGUGUCUUGUUGCCUGUCUGCAUCACAGAAUCGGAUGAGUUCCUGUGAGUGAACUCAGGUUGGGCUGUGGUGGGGUGUUGAGUUUGGGUUGCUGAGUGGAUUUAGAAAUUACACGAAGGCUGCAGGUACAACACCCCAGAGAGUCAUUUUGCUCCUCUAAAUAUGCUUGAACAAAAACCUAAAAUGCCAGCUCACGUUUAUGUUGCUCUGGAUCACUGUGGCACCCACAUGCCUAAAAUAUAAUGUAAUGAUGCUUCUUGGAUAUAUUAUGUUUGUAUGUGUAGAUGCAUUUAAAAAUAUAAGCUUCAUGCUGAAAUAGUCUCGCAUAUCAAAGCAUAUGUUUUGAAUCUUUAUAUUGACUAUAUGACAUGAAGGUUAUCAGACUUCAAGCUCAGUAAUUUAAUUGCAUUCCUCUUUAGUCAUGAUUUUCAGCAGCGCACUUCUGUCUGGCAGUUUCUAUAUAUACAUACAAUACUGACUAUGAACUCAGAGCUUAUAUCAGUAUAAGUCUGAAAUGUAGUUUCAGAUAAUAAUUGGAAAUGUGUCACUGCAUCCAGUCCUGUAUGGAACAGCUGUAGCCAUGAAAAAAAGAAAAGAUUAAACAAUACAUUAUGUCCAACUAUGUAAACUUGAAUAUAAUAAAAGCAACAAACAGAACAAUAAAAACAUAAAACAUAA